Molecule: messenger RNA, 1151 nt
Organism: Moneuplotes crassus
Lineage: Eukaryota; Ciliophora; Spirotrichea; Euplotida; Euplotidae
Source: the annotation of a GenBank genome assembly
AAUUAAUAAAAAUGCUAUUCUCAGAAGAAAAUAAAGAGAGCAAUGACUCAUUAGACCUUACCCCGCUUGAAGAUUUGCUGAAUUAUCAGCAUGAAAAUGAGACAAUUAAGGAAGAAGCUCCACAAAUUUUGCAACAGAUUAAGGACACAUGGCCAGACCUGCAUGGUGAGGAUACGAUAAAGCCUGAAUACCAACUUCCUCAUAAAAUACAGGAAAGGAGAGAGCGAGGCAGGAUCAGGUCCAAAAUCAGUAGAGAUCGUAAGUAAAGAGUAUGUUGGAGUUCUUGAAUCAAAGAUCAAAGCACUUGAGGAAGAAAAUUCUAGACUUCAGAACAUUGUUAUAAAUCUCAAUACUGAGAAAUAUUCUAAAGUUGAUCCUAAUUCAAAGGCUUUCUUGCAGGAUAUUCAGGAGCUGAAGAACAAGACUGUUGAGAGGUUUUUCAAUGUAGACACAAUGGAGCACAAAUCUAAUCCUUCUAUUACUCUAGGGAAAUAACUAUUGGAUGAGUUCAUCAGAAGCUAUGAACAAACACAGGCAAUUCCUAGAUUCUGUGUUCGAAAUGAUCAUUAAUCACCCAUACUCUGUGACAAGGUAUAGAUACUGGAAAGACCUUAACUCUGAGUAUCAGACAGAUUUUGAGUGCAUAAAGAAGCUCAAGAAGUUGAGUAAGUAUCAAAUUCCAGAGUUUAUGAAGGAGAACAAUCUCAGUCCUCUUGAUGAAUAUGUUGCAUCAUUUAACCCCUCCAAGCGACAAUUUGACUUCCUCAAAGAUGUUGCUUUGAAGAAGGAACUAGCUAUAAAGAACCAAUUUCGCACAGCUAUAGAGCUUCUUUUGGAGGCAAAGUCAAUUAUACAGAAGGCUAAUCUUGAAAUAUACACUUUUAUUGGCUUCUUCUUGAAAUCUGGUAUUUUCAGUGAUGAACAACUACUCAAGUCCAAGAUCAAAGAUGGAUUCUUUAGAAAGGAGCUAGCUUUCAAAAACAUCUGGAACAUCCAGGUUUCUCACCAGCGAUACUGAGUUGACAUGGGAGAGGAUGAAAUUUACGGAAAAGUUGCUAAGAAAUAUCUCAAAAAACCUGAAAGGAUCAUCUAUUUUGAGUACAAUGACUACUCUCUCCCUGUUUAACCAAAUAUCCUAAAAUUCUUUCAGU